AUGAACUCGCCGCCGAAUUCGCUUAACCGCCAAUUCAACGAUUCUUCAACCCCCGAAUCACGGAAGAACGACGAUUCUCAAACGACGACUUUCCACGAUACGCAUAACCAUCAGUUCACUUUUCAUCACCAAAUGGUCCCCCCGUCGCCAGAAUCUUCCAUCGUCUCUCCGCUCACUGUCGGCUCCACCCAUGAAGCUGCCGUCAUACAAAGCAUUGAACGCGGCGAGUAUGCCAUCGACGACGCCGACGAAACUCGCAGCUUGACCGAUAGCAUUCGACAACACAUCGUCGACGGCGGUCUCAGGAAAUACCUUUUCCCCAACGAUGAAGCUGAGCAGGAUCGUGAGGAGCUCAAGCACAACUUGACGGUGUAUCUAUGCGAUGAUAGAUUAUUCUUUGCGCCCAUUGAACGUGUUUUGGAUCAGGGUGCCGAGGUACUCGAUCUCGGUACAGGAAUUGGGAGAUGGUGCAUCGAUCUUGCUGACAUCUACCCCAAAUCUCAAUUCCACGGCAUGGACCUCUCACCUAUACAACCUGACUGGGUUCCCGAAAACGCCCUCUUUUUUGUCGACGAUAUUGAGCAUGAAGCUGGCUGGACAUACUCUGAGGACUCGUUCGAUUAUAUCCAUAUCCGCCAUACUCUUCAUUCAAUAAAGGAUAGAGAGCAGCUUUGGGAGCGAAUCUGGAAGCAUUUAAAACCCGGAGGUUAUGUGGAAGUCCAGGAAUUUGUCUUCAUAGCCGCCUGUGACGACAACUCAUGCGACGGACCUUAUGCUUGGCGCGACUGGUGCAGAUACCUGAAAGAAGGCAUGGCUGCUCUCGGCACCGACAUUCACGGCAUCAACUAUGUCCACGAAGAGCUCACCCAAGCUGGCUUCGAAAACAUCACAACGAAUAGCUACAAGUGCCCCGUGGGUCCAUGGGCAAAGAAGCCACGACUUCAAGAAUGCGGCCAUGUCAUGCGCGACGCUGUAAUGUGGGGUCUCGUUGGUCUAUCCCGACGCCCUUUCCGCGAUGGUCUCGGCUGGACCUUGAUCCAAAUCGAAAUGUUCCUCGUCGAAGUCCGCAAGUGCUUAAUGGAAGAAGUCAAUGGUCUACCGAGGUAUCAUACUUACUUCCCCUAUUACAACACACAUGCUCGGAAACCACUCAACGCGCCACCAUCGUCGGCAUGA
This is a messenger RNA of Fusarium venenatum, 1176 nucleotides long. NCBI's taxonomy places the organism in Eukaryota, Fungi, Ascomycota, Sordariomycetes, Hypocreales, Nectriaceae. The record is from RefSeq and is a predicted model, not a curated record.